UGCAUGAUCUCAUUCGUGGGUUCAUAACACAUAUAAAAGGUCCUUGACUGAGACACAGCAGCACAGACUGGAUAAGACAAACUUCACAGAGGAUCACUCAGCACAGAGCAGACAUGGGGAUUGUCCAAGAGCUGGUUUCCGGCAAGAAAUGCGAGGGCAAAGAGAAGAGCGAGUUCCACCCGGGGCAGUUUGUCCGGGGGCAGUAUGAGGCGACGAUGAACACGGAGAAGCAGGAUGGCGUCAGAUCCCACUUAAGAGCGACGGCCGUCCCAGAAGGCGCUAAUGAAUUCAAUUUGGACUCUUUAAAAGUUGACAGUGCGGGCCGCUUGAAGCUCGAGACCGUAGAGGACCUUCACAACAUCCUGCUGCUCAAGAAGAGGAAGAGGACGAAGAAGGUGCCAGCGCGUAUCAAAGAUCCAGAGCCAGACUUCAUUCCCGACGUGGUGGAUGAGGUGACAUUCCUCAAAUCGGCUGCCGAAAACAAAUUGCCGGUGAUCGAGAAAUAUCUGGCCGACGGUGGAAACCCCAGCGUCUGCGACCAUUUCAAGCGGACCGCGCUGCACCGGGCAUGCUCCGAGGGCCACGUGGAGAUCGGCAGGAAGCUCCUAGAGGCGGGAGCCUGCAUCGAUGACAUAGAUAAGCUGGAGUGCACCGCUGCCCACUGGGCCUGUCGGGGGGGACAUCUACCCACACUGGAGCUGCUGCUCAGUCAUAACGCCAAGAUCGGAGCCAGGGAUAAGCUACACAGCACCCCUCUGCACGUCGCUGUCAGAACCGGACAUUACGAGUGCGCUGAAUACUUAAUUCAUUGCGGCGCGGACUUCAACGCCAAAGACAGAGAUGGAGACACGCCCCUUCACGAUGCCGUGAGACUGAACAGAUUUAAAAUGAUCGAACUACUUCUGCUCCAUGGAGCCAAGCUGAGCAUUAGGAACUGUGAAGGGAAAACGCCAAUGGAAACUCUUCUGGAAUGGCAAAGCGGAGCUAAAAAUAUUCUUGGCAAUUUUAACAUGUAGACAGACAAUACAGACAAAAGUUCAUACUGGUAAUGGAAUAACCAUUGUAUACAACCCUUUUCAACUGACGUUUCCAAUAUUGUCUCGAGACGGGCUGACUUGGAAAGAAGGCGCAGUUGAUCAUGCGUGCAGAGAAUAUCUUUUUAUUAAUAAACUUAAUUGGUGAUAGUGUUGCAGGGACGUGUGCCAUGAAAAGCUGGCAACAGAAUGCUGGUUUGGGAAACUGGGCUGCUGAAUAUAGAUGAGAUCUAAAUAACAUACUCAUGCUUUGUCCUUCAAGUAACACAAAUAAGGGACUUUAUUUUUAUAGAUCAACUGCUAUCACCAUAGCACUACGUGGAAAUAAUACGUGGGCGUGGUCCUUGAAAAGCAAGACAAAUUUAGGACUGACAACAGGCUGGUGAAAAAUGUAAACAGUAUGUUUACAAGAACCAAACAAAGUGGUUUGUAGAAUGUUCUGAGCAGGGGAAGGCUGUCGUCCAAACUGGAAAGAUUCAGAGAGACGAACAUGGACACAUUUGGGAUUUAAUGCACUUGCUGAAGUCACAGUAAUUUUUUGUACUUAAUGUAAAAUGCUAUGUACAUUUUAUUUGAAUAUUUAGUUUUAAAUAAACAUUUUAACUGAU
Paramormyrops kingsleyae is the source of this 1642-nucleotide messenger RNA. The record is from RefSeq and is a predicted model, not a curated record. NCBI's taxonomy places the organism in Eukaryota, Metazoa, Chordata, Actinopteri, Osteoglossiformes, Mormyridae.